ACCCCCAGGCCCCUCAUGAGGCUCUCCACGUUGUUCCUGAGCCUGCUGGCCUUGGUGCUGCGGGAGGCAGGGCCGGCUUCUCUCCCAGAGAAGGAACGGAGGAGGAGGGAGGAGCAGAGCCACUGUGGGAAAGGCGAUCCUUACUCAGAGCUGCAUGUGGGGAGCUACAUGGUGAGCCCGGAUGACUACAGUGAGGUCAUUGACCUGAGCAGCUAUGAGGAGCUGGCCGACUACGGGGACCAGCUGGCUGAGGUUAAGGUAACCAGUCUGGCUCCUCCAACCAGGAUCAGUCCCACCCAGAGCAAGAUGACUCCAAGGACACCCUUGUCAAACCCCACGAUGACCAAGCCUACUCUGCCAGGCCCACUGGGCUCCCCAGCCAGCCAUGGCCUGCCCACCUGCCUGGUCUGUGUGUGCCUCGGAUCUUCUGUGUACUGUGAUGACAUUGACCUAGAGAACAUUCCUCCUCUUCCCCGGAUGACCACCUAUCUGUACGCCCGCUUCAACCGCAUCAGCCGCAUCAGGACCAGAGACUUCGAAGGGCUGACAAAACUGAAAAGGAUUGACCUCACCAGCAACUUCAUCUCCUCCAUUGACAAUGACGCCCUCCGCUUGCUGCCUGCCCUGCAGGAUCUGAUCCUCCCAGAGAACCAGUUGGUGGCUUUGCCCCUGCUGCCCAGUGGCAUCGAGUUCCUGGAUGUCCGCUUGAAUAGGCUCCGGAGCUCGGGGAUACAGCCUGAGGCCUUCAGGGCACUGGAGAAGCUGCAGUUUCUCUACCUGGCAGACAACCGACUGGAUUCCAUCCCCUGGCCUUUGCCUCUGAGCCUGCGCUCACUCCACCUGCAGAAUAAUAUGAUAGAGACCAUGCAGACAGACGCCUUCUGUGACCCUGUGGAGCACAGACACACCCGCAGGAAACUGGAAGACAUUCGGCUGGACGGGAACCCCAUCAACCUGAGCCUGUUCCCCAGCGCCUACUUCUGCCUGCCUCGGCUCCCCAUAGGCCGCUUCACCUAGUCUGUCCCUCCCUCUCUUCCAAGUAGGAGCCCUUGGAGGCCCCCAAGGCCACAUAGAAAAUCACCUGUCUAAACAGUGGUCUUUAGCCCAAGCAUUAGAGAGCCUCAUGCUCCAGUUGCAAAAAUCACCACCUUACUCCCCACCCCACCCGCGCGCGCGCACACACACACACACACACACACCAGUGUCCUUCAGUAGCCAAAUUUGCAUUUCUCCCUCCUCUUUCUUUAACACCUUAUGGCUGCUGGCUCAGGAACUGCAGUGUCUGCACAGAGAUCUUCUCCUUGUUCCCCAUCCCUCCCAUCCACACCGAAUGCCAGGAAACCCAUGAAAGAGGAGGAGGAGACAGAGGAGUUCAGAGAAAUGAAGCAGAGGAUGGAGGGGGAAGAAGAGAGAGGGGGAGAAGCAGUCGUGUGCUGGAACCACUCUUACUAACGACGAGGCUUGCAAGAUUGAAUUUUCCAGAACUUUGCAAAUCAGUUAUUAAACA
Molecule: messenger RNA, 1507 nt
Organism: Marmota monax (woodchuck)
Lineage: Eukaryota; Metazoa; Chordata; Mammalia; Rodentia; Sciuridae
Gene: Optc
Product: opticin
Exons: 6
Coding region: 16-1017 (333 amino acids)
Molecular function (GO): protein binding
Source: RefSeq, a predicted model, not a curated record